AUGAGUUUUACAAGUUUUAACUGGAUAAGAAAAGAACCUGGAUACAGAAAUGGAGGGGAGCACUUUGGUUACCUAGCAAAUGUAUUUCUUCGCUCAGGAUACGGAAAUGAAGUUCACCCAAGUAGGCUUAAUGGAAUGGCAGUAACCCAGUCUGACUGCUAUGUGAGUUUAUACUUACCUACCGCUUCAGUGAAAACAAUGAAGACACAGACCAUCAAAGAUUCCAAGGAUCCCAUGUGGAAUGAAACUUUUCACUUCAGAAUUCAGAAUAAAGUAAAGAAUAUUUUAGAAUUUAAUAUCUAUGAUGAAGACAAACUUACAGAAGAUGACCAUCUCCUCACUGUUUUGUUUGAUGUAUCCAAAAUCCAACUUGGAGAAUCUGUUCCCCUGAGCUUUCAGCUGAAUCCAAAGGGCAAGGAGGAACUAGAGGUUGAAUUCACAAUGGAGAGCAGCCCUGACGUUCCAGAAAAAAUUCUUACCAAUGGAGUCUUAGUGUCUCGUGAAGUUGCCUGUUUAGAAGUUCAAGUGAAUGGGGGGAAAAGAAAAAGUGUCUUACCAGAAAGAACUUUUACUCUUUCAGUGGGUGGAUCCUAUGAAGAAGCUCAAAAUCUCAAUUUAGGUUACUGGCUCUGCCCUGCUUCUCCUGCUAAAUUUCACUAUAUCAAAUACAACCAAUCAGACCUUAAAAUUGAAUUGCCAAGAAGGCAGUUCUGUGCAGACAAAAUAAUUGAUUUGAGUGUGAAGGCAAAGGAAUGGACCCAGUGGCUGUGGUUUAAAAGACCAAAAGCUCUUGAUGUGCGCCUAGGAUAUGGUCUGUGCUCAGAUGAAAAUAAUUUCCUGCAGAAACGAAAGAAAGUGGUUGCUGCAGCUCUGAAAAGUAUUCUCUCUUUGGGGCAAGACCUGAACGAGCAUGAAGUCCCAGUGGUUGCUAUGACAACAACAGGAGCUGGUAUGAGAGCAUUAACAGCUCUUUAUGGCACCCUUUGGGGUCUCCAGAGAACAAAGCUUUUGGACUGUAUUUCAUAUAUGACUGGAUCAUCCGGAACCUCAUGGACUAUGACAAAAUUGUAUGAAGAUAGCAAUUGGUCAAAUAAAGAUCUUGGUGAAAUCAUUUUGCAAGCUCGGAAGCAAGCAGCCAAAUCUAAGAGGAGUGCUUUUUCCUUGGAAAAGUUGAAGUCUUACCAUAAGGAGCUGGCUCAACGGACCAUCGCAGGAUAUAAGUCUUCUUUUAUAGACCUUUGGGGACUCAUGAUUGAAGCCAUGCUGAAUGAAGGGAAUAAUCAUCAUAAACUCUCAGAGCAACGACGAGCAGUGAACAAAGGUCAGAAUCCUCUGCCAAUCUAUCUGGCACUCAAUGUAAAAGACAACAUCACCACAAAAGAUUUUAGAGAGUGGUUAGAAUUUACACCAUACGAAAUAGGAUUUCCGAAAUAUGGAGCUUUUGUUGCUGCUGAAAAUUUUGGAAGCGAGUUUUACAUGGGGCACAUAAUGAAGAAACUCCCAGAAUCAAGGAUAUGUUUUAUGCAAGGAUUAUGGAGUAGUGUAUUUUCCAAGAAUCUAUUAGAUGCCUGGCAUGCGGCAGACAAUUCAGAAGAUUUCUGGAACAGAUGGACCCAAGAUUCUGUCAUAGAGAUUGAUGAAGUGCCUGAUAUACUGGAGAAACCCCAUGAGAUGCCAACUCGCAUGUUCACUCCUGCUGGAGGUCUUUCCAAUACUCUACGGGAUAUUUUAACAGAUCGUCCAGCAGUGUCCAAGUAUAACAAUUUUUUAAAAGGGCUCCAAAUGCAUAAUGAAUAUGUACAGCAUCAACAAUUUACUAAAUGGAAAGAUACAAUGCUUGAUGAAUCCCCCAAUCAACUGAAAGAUUCUACAGAACAUUUGGAACUUGUAGAUACAGCUUUCUUCUUUGACACCAGUUGCCCUCCACUUCUCAGGCCAGAGAGGAAAGUGGAUGUCAUUCUGCAUUUCAAUUAUACUGGAGGAUCACAAACCAAGCCUCUGGAACAGGCCUCCACAUAUUUCUCAGCACAAGGAAUCCCAUUCCCCAAGAUUUUACUAAAUGAAGAAGAAAAGAAAAAUAUAAAAGAAUGCUAUGUCUUUGAAGAGGCAAAUAAUCCUGAAGCACCCAUCGUGCUUUAUUUCCCACUAGUGAAUGACACCUUCCAAAGAUAUAUUGCACCCGGCAUAGAACGUAAUGCGGCUCAAUUGCCACAAGGCAAUGUUGAUAUCUCAAGUGCUUUUUCACCAUAUUCUACAAGACAGGUCUCACUGCAGGAGGAGGAUUUUAACAAGCUGCUAAAUCUAACCAACUAUAAUGUUCAGAAUAAUGCAAACACAAUCUUGCGGGUUUUGCACAAAGUGGUAGAACAGAAGAAACAGGCUCAAUUACCUCAGUCAUCUUCAUGA
Molecule: messenger RNA, 2406 nt
Organism: Protobothrops mucrosquamatus (brown spotted pit viper)
Lineage: Eukaryota; Metazoa; Chordata; Lepidosauria; Squamata; Viperidae
Product: cytosolic phospholipase A2 epsilon-like
Exons: 18
Coding region: 1-2406 (801 amino acids)
Biological process (GO): glycerophospholipid catabolic process
Cellular component (GO): cytosol
Molecular function (GO): calcium-dependent phospholipid binding; calcium ion binding
Source: RefSeq, a predicted model, not a curated record